AUGCGCCGCACCGAUCCGUCCUCGGUACUCUGCGGUACCGGAAGCGGCACGGCAGUCGUACAGGGCGACGAGGCGUUUGCAGGUGUGUUUCAAGAUGAUCCCGCCACCCCCGCCGUGCCAGCAACACCAGCAGCAGCAGACAUGCCCGUGGCAUCUCCCUCGUCCUCUAUUCUCUAUACACUCUUGCAGGACCUCGGGCUGACGGCGACGGCGCAAGCCCUGUGUGAGGAACUCCAGCGGCAGCAGUCACACACCGUAACACUAUCGCCUCCCUCCGCCCCCUCCCUGCCCUCGCAGGCGAGCGAAGUCUUUGUGUCCCUGCCCCACGGCAACGGAGCGACAUCCCCCAACACCCUUGGUGCGUCACUGCUACCACAGCACACAGAAGAUGUAUCUCCCACACGGAAGACCCAAGCCCCGGCAUCCGCCUCCGUAGAACCUCUGCCAGCCAGCGUGGCAAUGUCGUCCACGGCGACGGCCGCACAACGUUCGAAUCGCGUGUCAGCCAGCUCGGACCCCGCCGGUGACGUCAGCGUGGAACUUCAGCGCAAGGUGCAGCCGUACUGUCAUGUCUCUCAGUGCACAAGGGCGGUCGCAAGUCUUGCGGCCUGUGCAGCCGAGCCCCUUCUGGCUCUGUCGCCAGCUUUUCCCUCCCCUCCUCUCUCCGCCUCCGCCUCCGCGGCCACUAUCGCCACACCGUUGCAGCUUGUGGACACGCUGACAACGUUAUGGCGCGCUGAGCUGCGCGCCGCCCUCCCGCAUCGCGCAGGCUCUGGGAUGGCCGACGCAGCCGCGGAAGCCGGGGCGCAAAGCCAUCGAGAUGGAGCCUUCCAAGUUGCCGCUCUCAUAGCACGUGCGGCAUGGUGUGAACUGCGCAUCACGGAGCUUGUCUUCAUGCAAGAAUUGCAUCUCGCCCACACCUCCGCCGCGGCGACUGCUCCGUCUGCAGCAGCGCAGCCACUGCAGGAGGCCCAGCGUGAACUUGUGGAGGUUGCUGGUCAGCUGGUGACGGCGUUGCAGGAACUACGUGCCACAUGCAGCGCUGCCGUAGCGCAGCAGUGUGGUGUGUCUGCUCCUCCAUCUGGCCCCUCAGACGCUCCUCCCACCCAUGUGGGUCUCGUGAUCGCCUCCUCGAUAGUAUCCCGCCUGCACAGCAAGUCCAUUGGUUGGCUGCGCAACGCGGAGUGUGUCAUGGCGUGGGUGCUGCGUCGCCAUGGCGCCUUUGAACCAUCGGCGGAUACCGCGCAAGCGUCAUCGAGUGCGCAGCAGCAGCAGCAGCGCAAGCGAAGGUGUCUCGAGGCUCACUCGACAGCCACAUCUGCUGAACGCUCGUCUGACUCUGCGUGCAACAGCGUCCCUUCGCCACUUCUGCAACCUCUACAGGAUAUCAUCCUGGGCCUCUCUACUGCCACCUCAGCGCCUGCGCCGUCCUACCAGCAGUGCCUCGAUGCCGAGAUUGCGCGGUCGGCAGCGGCGCUGGCGAAGAGCGGAGUGGCGCGACAGACGGACCCGACGCCGGCGGCGGUUGAUCACGAUGCGUGUGGACUCUUCGCCUCCGUUCGCAUCCCAAUCACCGUGCGCGUGGCGAUGACGGUCCAGCGCGUGAAGCUGCUGCACACCUUGGUCGGUGCGCUUGUGUACAACGGUGACGACUCCAUCCUCUGCACGUUGGUGGUCUUUGCCGCGGAUCGGAUCCGCCCUUGGUGGACUCGCCAGAGCUCGAUGUUGGCGCAGUUCCUGGUCCAGUGUGCGCACCAGCUAAGUAACAUUUUGACGUCGUUCCUCGUGCAAUCGUCUGCUGGUGCGCAGGCCACACCGCCGCAGCGGUCGCGACUCCUGUCUGCCGCGUCCGAGACGGUCGUGCUUUCCCUGCGAGAGCAGCUGGAGGCGCUGGCAAAAGAGGUGCUGCUCUGUGCAUGCCCAGUUGCGAACAUCGCACUGCCAGUACCGCAGGACAGCCGACUCGCUCUUUGUGUGCGCCUGAUGAACGCUCUCCAGCAGGCGCACGAUACUCGCUCGGCGCGCCUGGAUCGGUAUGUGCUGAAAACAUGCACCGCCGCAGCAGCGAACACCGCGAUGUCAGCCAACCUCGUCUUCAGCCCUCUCUCCAGCGCCAGCAGCCCAACGUUCGAGAGCGAAGGAUCGCCCGUCACCUCCCCUGUGUGGACCGUGCGCGUGCCGAGUCCGCCAGGCUUGGAUCUGCGCGGGGCAGCCGAGCAGCCAACGUCCUCGACGCCGGUUCACCGGAGCAGCAUUGCCAGCGACACCAGCAGCACGUUCGACUCGAUGGAGGCCGCUCGAACUGCAGCUCAAGUCCUCCAGUGGAAGCCUCACUUCAUCCAGCUCCUCGCCACCAUUGCCACGGGGCGCUGGCAGGCACAGCAGGAUGCGCCACAGGCACCCUACCCCGGCUCCCGCUACCACCGUUUGCGCCUCCGCAUGAGGGACGCCCUGCGGCACGCGCAAGAGCUGCUGCGGCUGCAGCCGCGCCUUCAGAUUGGCGCGCGCGGUGUCGUCUAUCCACCCCACCCAACCGCCGGCAGCGACCCCGACGCCGGUGUCCCGCUCUCAGUGGUGGAGCAGAUGCCGCGCAUGCUGCAACUGGCCACCCUGCAAGACGCACGUGUACUGCAGCGGCGCUUGGAGCGUCGACUGACUCGAGAGACAAAGUAUGACGGGCAUAAUGCAGCACCCACAGAGACCAGCACAAGCAUAGGGAGUAGCGGUGAUGCAGCAGCGGCUCCAGUGGCGUCGUCGAUGCGUCGGGGCGGUGUGUCGCCCCCGUCAGUCUCACAGCCACGGACGACUGGGCUCAAGGUCAACGUCGGCACAAGCGAGUAUCGCAGCGCCACUUCCGCAUUGGCUGCAGCCACCUCGACGGCGCUCCGGCGCCCCCACAUCACCACGGAGGCAGAGGAGCCCGUGGCGACACAUCGGGUCGCGUCCGGCAACGAAGGGCAUCCCGCCACGUCUGGCAGCGCGAGGCCACUAGAAGGGCAGAGAGCCACCAAUGUGCGCAGCCCUGGGGCGUCUACCUCGCCGACCCCUGAGCCAGCCGCCGUGGGGGAGGACCAAGAGUCAUCACAGCGACUGCCAGUGCCGUCGGAGGUGAUGCCCAGUGGUAGUGAGAUCAGUAGCCCCGACGAGGAGGCGGGCUCCUCUGCCUCUGACGUGGCGGCUGCCGCCGUGGCCGCCUCGUCAGAGCCGCAGUGGGAGAAUGACGAGGAGCAGGACGAGGAGGAAGAUACAGCAGAGGACCCGCAGCUGGACCGCUGGCACUUGCACGACGAGGAGGCGCAAGACGAGAUCGAAGAGGUCGACGAGGAAGACGAGGAGGAGGACGCGGAAGAGGUCGGGUCCCAGGCGUCCUCCGCCGACAUGGACUACGAUCGUGCCGAGGAUGACAUGAAGGAGGAGGUGGAGUGCGUCGAGGCGACGCCGGAUGGGCGGCUGCUCGCACUGCUCACUGCGCGUGGCCGGCUCAUGGUGCUUCGGCUGCAGCCCCACGACUCGACGAGUCACUACGAAGAGGAAGUGCUUAUCGACGCAAGCCUCCCAAGCAUGCCAUCGCGUGAGAAGCGGUUACAGUGGUUCGAGUCACUAAGCUCCUUCGCGCACUUCUCUCCGUGCCACCGCUUCGUCCUCGCCGCCGUGCAGUUCGCCCCGGUGGAGCUGAAGCCGAACUCGACCUGUGCAAUGGCCCGUGCGCAGAGUGGAAGCGCUGGACAGCUCAACAUCUACUCGCUCCACCGUGAAGACGACGGCGAUGAGACCGGCAGCGAUAGCCGUGAUCUUGAGCAGGAGGACCAGAGCAGUGCGUCGCCAGCAAUCAGUGGCAUCCGCGAGCGCCUUCGCCGCCUGGUUGGGCCGGCCACCGACCGGCUCUACGCGACCUUCCGUCCUCACGACGGGCCCUGUCUGUCGGCGCGCUGGGUAGACACACGCUGGUGGGGAGGCGGUCGCCGCAGCCGGUGGGCCAACAGCGCCGUUGAGCCGCUCAACAGCACGAACGCAGCAGCGACGGUGUUGAUGCAGUGCGUCAAGAUGGGCGAAGUGGCAGGGAAGAGCGUCGGCGUCCUCCCGUCUGCCAAGGGCGCGACGUCGGAGCAUAGGGCGGUACCGAAGAGUUGGCGUGCAGCUGCUGGCGUGCUGCUGAGCGAGUACCAGUGCGUCUCCGUCGGCAUGGACGACCUCAUUCUACGCUGGCUGCCAGCCUGCGGGGUGGUGUUGCAGCGCGUUUUGACGGAACCCGUGCAGGACAUCAUCGUGUCACCGCUCAUGGCGGCCUUCUACGUGGCAAACGACAGCGGCGACCUCUACAUGUACGACGCGUGGGAUGAGCGCAACGUCACGGACGGCCACCCCUGCAGCGCCAGCGAGGAUGCAGAUCCGUGCAGCAUGUACAGCAAGAGCCUGAGCACCGUGCAGACUCACCGCCUUGUCCUUCCCGUUACGGAGGAGGGCCACCCGCGCUUUCACCGUGUCGGCCGCACGCUGCAGCACCAUCAGCCGUACGGCCACUCGUCGGUCUCGGUAUCACCGAGCUCACGACCGUCACAGCAGCCACAGCAGCAGGACCGGUCCCUGCAUCAUGAAACGCUUGACGACUCUGAUAUCAUUGACCAAGUGCACUCCAAUCGCUCCUCCGCGCACUACACCGGUCCAGUGACGCCGGUGUUCCAGCGAGUGGUGGACCCGUCGAGGGGGUUAUCAGGAUUGCCGCAGCACGCCCCCUUCCACACUCACCAUCCCUCCUUCAGCGACAACACCGCGGCAGCGCAGGAGGGCUUCUCCGACGACGACGAAAACGACGGUGCGCAGGGAGAUGAGGCCGCCCCGUCGCGCCUUGCAGGAAGGUCAGCACAGGGCAGCAGUCACCGCAGAAGCAGCGGGCAGGCGAAGACAGGCACCGGCAGUGUCGGAUGGACAGGACUUCCGCGGCACCUGUGCUGGCUGCUGCCGCAUCACUGGGCGCCGCACACGCCGUGGGACGCGCAGCUGGGGCGCCGGAUCAUACGGAAUCUGCUGCGGCAGACGCACACCACCACUCCCACUGACACUGGUGAGCUGUUCUACGAACGCAACGAGGAGACCGCAGGCGUCGCGGCGGCUUUGGCGGUGGCCAGUGAUGAAGCCAACCAACCCUCGCUGACAGACGAGCAAGGGAGCCCUGGUGACGCGCAUCGUGGUCGCCGCCCCGGGCACCUGUACGGUGGAAGCGGAGACGCAGAGGGCGACGCGCAUGACAGAGAGGAGGCAACGUGUGGCAGUGGCGGCGGCCAACAAGACGCUUCCUCCGACGAGGACGGCAGUCGUGACAGUGCGGAGCGGGAGUACGUGUACACGACCGGUGCCGACUACGAUGACGACGACGAUGGCGCUCGCCGUCCGCUGCCGUCGCACAUCAUUUACGGGGGCGGCAGCAGCCACGUCGCAAGCGAAGCCACCGCUGCAGCAGCGGCGGCGGCGAAAGGGGUACCAGUCUCCGUGCUUGAGUGCGCUGCGCACCCGACGCCCGCACGCGGACCGCUUCAGCGCGCGUACUACCCCAGUGGCGCCUGCCUCGUGUAUAAGAGCGUCGCCAAGGCUCUCUGCAACGCCGGCGACCUCGCGGAUCGCCAGACUCAGAGCGAGAUGGGACCCGGUGGGUCGACGCAUCAUCUGCUCUCCAUGGCCUUCUCUGGCGAGCCGCAGUGGAUGUCAGAGCAACGGCUGUGGGAACGUGAGGCAGAGGAAGCGGGGGCAACGCAGACGUGGCAGCGCACCCCCCACCCAAGCGGUUCAGCGGCCGACUACGACUACGGCGACGCACACGACGGCUCACCGUUGCAGCAGCGCGACGGCGGCGCUGGCGCCGACACCUUCAGCAGGCCGUCCGCCCCACUCACGUUGUGGUCAACCGCGGCAUUGGCUCGCGUGCUCCUGUGGAAGGACUACUUCCGCUCCUCUCGCCACCUCGCUGGACCAAAGGCGGAAAAGUGGGCGGAGUGGGAGUCCGACGUUCUCGCCACCACGUAUCACGCGGACGUGUUGCCGCCGUCGUACACUCGCCAAGCAGGGAGCUCGAGAGAGCCACGAUGGUCAGCGGCAGAGUUGCUCGCUACACGCGGAUAUCUCGGCCCUCGUGACGCGUGGCGCCGCUGCGCACCUGCAUCACAGCGCGGCUUGGCCGCCACCGCCCGCAACGGCCGGUACCUCUGCAUCAUGGCCUCGGUCGGUCCGUACCGCAAGCUGGUAAACCCCCGCGAGCCGCUACGCGACAUGGCUGGCUUUUAUGCGUGCGCUGUCUUCGACGUCUACGCUGGAGCCGUGCUGCGCGUCAUUCCGGUGUGUCCGACAGAUCUCAGCGGGCUGCGCGGGCGGUGCAUGUGGACGUCGGAGCGGCACGAGAGUGACCCCAAGGCACCGAUUUAUCGUCUGCCGUGCGCUGUGACGGUGGUGCCGCUGCCCGCCUCAUCCGCAACAAUGGCAGCUGCAGGGAAGGGCGCGAGCGGGUCACCAACGGGGCUGCCGUCGAACAGGAGCGUGACGGCAGCACUUUGCGACGAGGGUGUCGUUGGCGACGAGGAAGACGGCGAGCCGGCAGAAGUGGUCAUGCUCACGGUUGGUGGCCUCGGCAACUGCAUCUAUGUUUUCGACGCCCUCAGCGGUCGGCGUCUCGUGUGCGAGGCGGAAACGACGCGCCACUGUGGCGAGUCUGCCGCGGCCGCGUAUGAGGCGACUGCACGGGUGGCCAAAGCGCGGGCGAAAGCCCGGGGCGCGCGAUCAGGGAGCGUGAGGUCAGACUCUAUCCCUGUGAUGCCUCACAUACCGGCGACUUCGGCGGCCGCGCCAACUGUCCCUUCGGCGCCACCGACGCUCUCCGUCACCGUGACCUCUCCGAUUCUCCCUGCAUCGAUUCGGAAGCCGGUGGACGUGCUUGCCUCGGUCGCGGCGUGGGGUCGUGGCACCGGUUUCGAUGGCAUCACAGACCCUUCAUCCUCCACCGCCCCCAGCCCAGGCCCGUCACCGAUAUGUGGGAUCGACGGCGGUAUGGGCGAAGACAGCUCCAUCGAUGUGCAGCCGGUCCAUUCCGCCCCCGAAGCACAGGCAGCAGCAGCAGCAGCUUUGGCCGUCUCCGAGGCGGUCGCCCAAACUGGCGCGCCAGUGCCGUGGCUACUACAGGGCACCACCUUCUCGCAACUCGGUGGAUGGCAUCUGCGCGGCAUUCUCUGGUGGGUCCACGAAAACCCGCAGCCCUCCACGCUCUAUAGGGGCGACGAUGGCGGGGCGGUGGUCGAGCAGGAUGCGAGGUGGAGCCAGGGUAACGCCUCAUGGGGCGAAGCGGGCACGCGUGCAAAUGGUGGGGGCAUGAACGGCAACGGUGACACCCGUCCCGCGGCCGCACUCUCGCGAGGCGACGCGACGAACGGGGGCGCUGCCAACAACGUCGCAGCCCCGCCCUUGUCGUCGGCCCCCCAUAUGUCGGCGGCGAGCUCUGCGUUGUCCUUCUUUUACCAAACGCUGCUUGGCGUGUCAGGCAUGACGGGCAGCGGUGCAGCGCCCCCACCCACGGACGCGUCUGCCACGUCAUCUCAGCUGCAUUCUCGACAGCAGCACGCGGCCGGGUCGUCGUCCUCGACCCUCAGCGUGGCAUAUCCCUCCUACGGCUCCGUGUGGCGGCAGCGUCGCCACCGUCUGCUCGAGCGGCUGCUGCGCCACUACGACGUAGGAAUGCUCUGGCAGGCGUACGUCACACUCUUCAGUGCGGCGACGACAGCGACGAGCUCACUGGCGCCGCAGUCGGCGGUCUGCGCGCUCGUGCAGUGGGCGCUGUCGACAGACAAGGCGGCCACAGCCGCCGCUGCUUUGCUAGGGUCCUCUGACAGCCACACUCGAUGGAUCUGGUGCGUAACCCAUGCCUCCCGGGCAAGCUCCAAGGGUCCCUCCGCGUCAUCGAAGCAGCUGCGCCUGUCCGGAAACACAGGGAAGCACGCGACGACGCGCAGCCGGGACGUCGAGCACGUUGACGUGGGCAGCGGAGGCGCUAGCGGUGGUGCAGGUGACCGCAGCACUGUGCCAUUCGCGCAUAUUCUCCAGCAGCGUGAAGACUUCAUGAUUGAGCUACAGGCGCUGGAUACGCAGCAGCAGCAGCAGCAGCAGCAGGCAACGGCGGGCGCGGCAGAAGCGUCGCCGACGCGGUCAAUUGUCAGCGGCCACGCGAAAUCGCUCCUCUUCGGCGUACGUGCCCAAGCCAUGGCGGAGGGCAUGCUUCCCAUCACGGCAAAGGGCCGUGCGGCGCAACAGCAGCAACGAUCCGCCGCAGCGGCUCAUGAGCUGUCAUCCUCUGCAGCGAUCAAGCUGCCGCCCUCGCACCACCAAAACCAGCUGCACGUGGAUGUUGUCAACUGCGUGGCAUCAUGGUUCGACGCCAACGGCGGCUUCUACGUUUGCUGCGGCUCUGAGGAUGGAGGGCUGUACAUCAUGGGCGGCCACAUAAUGGAUUAG
Molecule: messenger RNA, 8487 nt
Organism: Leishmania mexicana MHOM/GT/2001/U1103
Lineage: Eukaryota; Euglenozoa; Kinetoplastea; Trypanosomatida; Trypanosomatidae
Exons: 1
Coding region: 1-8487 (2828 amino acids)
Source: RefSeq, a predicted model, not a curated record